Messenger RNA from Lycium ferocissimum, 912 nucleotides. Its product is annotated as serine/threonine-protein kinase WNK8-like. Bases 1 to 912 code for a protein of 303 amino acids. Gene Ontology annotation, cellular component: cytoplasm. Gene Ontology annotation, biological process: protein phosphorylation; intracellular signal transduction. NCBI's taxonomy places the organism in Eukaryota, Viridiplantae, Streptophyta, Magnoliopsida, Solanales, Solanaceae. The record is from RefSeq and is a predicted model, not a curated record. The transcript is spliced from 4 exons. Gene Ontology annotation, molecular function: ATP binding; protein serine/threonine kinase activity.
AUGGAGCUCAAAAUGCUCCGACGGAGUUGCAGAGUUAAAGAAAUUACUUGUUUACGACCAUCAAGGCGUAUUGGAACUUGGGGGAGAGGUGGAAGUUUGAGAGUCCAAGCUAGAAAGAGAAAUAAAGAAGAGAAAGGGAUGAAUGAGAGAGAGGGGUGUGGGGGAGCUUACAAAGAAGUGUACAUAGGUUAUGAUCAUGUUGAGGAAACUGAAAUUGCAUGGAACCAAAUUGUUUUCUACGGAAAAGAUGAAGAAGCAUUAAAAACACCGGAAAAAUUGUUCGCUGAAGCUACUAUGUUGAUGUCCUUAAACCAUGCAAGGGUUAUGAAGUGUUUUUCUUAUUGGUUCGAUUCCAAGUCCAAUACCCUAAACAUGAUCACGGAGUUAUUCCCCUCGGGCAGCUUGAAGAAGUAUCUGCCGAAUUAUGAUAACGUUGAUUUGGCAAGUAUCAAGAGCUGGGGCAGACAGAUUCUUGAAGGUUUGAGGUUUCUCCAUAGCCAGAGCCCGAAGAUCAUCCAUAGAGACAUCAAGUGUGACAAUGUGUUUGUUGAUAGUGAUGGGAAGCAAGUUAAGCUUGGAGAUUUUGGGUUGGGGGUUCGUCUUAUGGAGGGCAAUUUCGUGAAAGAUGCUAAGGGUACGCCUGAAUUCAUGGCUCCAGACAAUCAGAUGCAGAUAUUUAGGAAAGUGUACACUGGUGUGAAGCCCGCGUCUAUCGGAAAGGUGAAGGAUACCAGAGUGAAAGAUAUCAUCGAAAAGUGUUUGCUUCCCGUGUCUGUUAGGCCGUGUGCGGAAGAGUUGUUGAAAGAUCCAUCCUUUUUAUACGACAAUUGUGGAUCAUCAGCUACAUUGGAGGCUUGUGCUCCUGCUGCCAGCUUUAGCAGCCAGGAGCCUUUUCUUUUCCAGAAUUUGUAG